Blepharisma stoltei is the source of this 312-nucleotide messenger RNA. NCBI's taxonomy places the organism in Eukaryota, Ciliophora, Heterotrichea, Heterotrichida, Blepharismidae. The record is from the annotation of a GenBank genome assembly.
AUGGCUAGAUCUCCCCCAGAGCCAGUAAAAUUUUCUAUCGGAGAGGCAUGUGCCCUUGAGAAUCCUGUCAAUCCUGCCUUCUCUUUUACCCUAAAUCGAAGUCAAAGGAAAAACACUACAGUAGUGGCAAAGCCCACCAAACAAAGCAGGCAGGUACUAUUCUACAAAAAAUUGGCGUUAGGACUGCUAAUAAAAAAUUCAAAAAACUGGCACUCUAUUCUGGUUAAUAACCAAUGGAAAUAUCGCCUAACCUCUCACUUCAAGCUGAGAUUUAUAUUUUUUUGUUCUCUCACCAAAAUCAACCAUAUAUAG